Leptopilina heterotoma is the source of this 560-nucleotide messenger RNA. RefSeq lists its product as uncharacterized. The record is from RefSeq and is a predicted model, not a curated record. The coding region runs from base 2 to 523 and encodes 173 amino acids. NCBI's taxonomy places the organism in Eukaryota, Metazoa, Arthropoda, Insecta, Hymenoptera, Figitidae. The transcript has 2 exons.
UAUGACUGAUCUUCAAACCACUAUUGCUCAGGUUGUUGGCUCUCAAAUAUCAUUAGCUUUGAAAAACCAUAGAGCAGAUAUGAAGGCUGAUUUUCAGGAAAUUCAAUCUUCUGUUAUCGCUUUAUCUAACAAGGUUGAUGACAUAUCGCAUAAAUUUACUUCUGUGGAAUCUCGUAUGGAUGUUGUCGAGGAUAGGAUCAAUGGAAUUGAAAAUCGAGUUCAAACCUUAAGUGAUACCACUUCUACUGAUAUUAAUGUAAAUAAAGUAACUGACAUUUGUGUGGCAGAGUUUUCCCAACGAGAAACACGUAUUACACCGUCCUUUGAAAAUCAAAUUUCAAACGGAACAAGUUGCUACUCAGGUGUUCAAGAACUUUAUCAAGAUGCGCAAGGACAUUCAAAAAUCAACAAAGAUUCCCAAUCUCACGUUUACUCCGGAUCGUACUCCAAUGCAGCAGAAUCAAUACAAAGAGGUCAGGAAGCAAUUGGAGGAACGUGUUUCAAAAGGAGAGAAGAAUCUUAAACUUGUCUACCGAAACAACACCCCACUCUUAAUUACA